AUGAUGUCUGGCACACAAACCCCCGACAUUCGCACCCAGUCCCUGGUGAGACCUAUCACCGUGGCCGAGUAUCUCUUCACUCGGCUGCACCAGAUUGGCGUCCGCUCGGUCCACGGCCUGCCCGGCGACUAUAACCUCGUCGCCCUCGACUACCUUCCGAGCUGCAACCUCGAGUGGGUCGGCAGCGUGAACGAGCUCAACGCUGCUUAUGCCGCUGACGGUUAUGCCCGUGUCAACGGCAUCUCUGCCAUCAUCACCACCUUUGGUGUCGGCGAGCUCUCGGCCCUCAACGGUAUCGCCGGCGCCUUUGCCGAGCACGUCCCCGUCGUCCACAUUGUCGGCUGCCCGUCCACCAUCUCACAGCGCAGCAACCUGCUGCUGCACCACACUCUCGGCAAUGGCGACUUUGACGUCUUUGCCAACAUGAGCUCGUCCGUCUCGUGCGAGGUCGCCAAGCUGCAGCGCCCUGUCGAGAUUGCCGACCAGAUCGACCACACUCUGCGUGAGUGUUGGGUUCGCAGUCGGCCGGUCUACAUCAUGCUGCCCACCGACAUGGUCCAGCAGAAGGUCGAGGGUGACCGUCUUCGCACGCCCAUCCGCCUGACCGAUCCCCGCAAUGACCGCGAGCGUGAGGACUUUGUCGUUGACAUUGUCCUCAAUGCCCUGCACGAGGCCCAGAACCCCGUCAUCCUCGUCGACGCCUGCGCCAUCCGCCACCGUGCUCUCGAGGAAGUCCACGACCUGAUCGAGAAGACCCAACUGCCCGUCUUUGUCACCCCCAUGGGCAAGGGCGCCGUCAAUGAAUCACACGCCACCUACGGCGGCGUCUAUGCCGGCAUCAGCUCCAACCCCGCCGUCAUCGAGCGCGUCGAGUCGUCCGACCUGAUCCUGUCCAUCGGCGCCCUCAAGAGCGACUUCAACACCUCCGGCUUCUCCUACCGCACCUCCCAGCUCAACAGCAUCGACCUCCACAGCACCCACACCGUUGUCCGCUACUCUGAGUAUCCCGGCGUCACCAUGCGCGGCGUGCUACGCAAGGUCAUAGACCGCAUCGACGUGAGCCGCCUGCAGGUCAAGCCUAUCCUCCACAGAAUCCUGAACGAGCCUGCCCCGAGAGAGGACGGUAUUAUCACCCAGGCCUACCUCUGGCCGAGAAUGAGCCAUUUCCUGAAGGAGAACGACGUGGUCGUUACCGAGACCGGUACCUCCAACUUUGGCAUCUGGGACACCAGAUUCCCCCCUGGUGUCACCGCUCUGAGCCAGGUUCUUUGGGGCAGCAUUGGCUGGUCUGUUGGCGCUUGCCAGGGUGCCGCUCUGGCCGUGAAGGACAAGGCUGCCGACCGGCGCACAAUCCUCUUUGUCGGCGACGGCUCCUUCCAGCUGACGGCCCAGGAGGUCAGCACUAUGAUCAGACGCGGCCUCAAGCCCAUCAUCUUCGUGCUCUGCAACGAUGGCUACACCAUUGAACGCUUCAUCCACGGCAUGGAUGCCGAGUACAACGACGUUCAGACGUGGCACUACAAGGAGCUGGUGACCGCUUUCGGCGCCACCGACGAGCAGGCCGCCAAGAUCCAGGUCAAGUCCGUCGACGAGCUCAACGCCCUGUUGACCGACGAGGAGUUCAUCGCUGCCAAGCGGCUGCAGUUUGUCGAGAUCUACCUGCCAAGAGAUGAUGCUCCGCGGGCUCUUAUCUUGACGGCCGAGGCCAGUGCCCGGACGAACGCAAAGACGGAGUAG
Grosmannia clavigera kw1407 is the source of this 1737-nucleotide messenger RNA. RefSeq names its product pyruvate decarboxylase. Bases 1 to 1737 code for a protein of 578 amino acids. The record is from RefSeq and is a predicted model, not a curated record. Gene Ontology annotation, molecular function: magnesium ion binding; carboxy-lyase activity; thiamine pyrophosphate binding. The transcript has 3 exons. NCBI's taxonomy places the organism in Eukaryota, Fungi, Ascomycota, Sordariomycetes, Ophiostomatales, Ophiostomataceae.